AUGUAUUACUCUCUGAUUUAUCUUUUGCUUUUUCUCGUUCAAACGAAUCUUUCAGCAAAAUACAGUCGAGUAUGUUAUUUUACGAACUGGGCGGUUCAUCGGACAAUGAAAGAAGCGCGUCUUCUUCCCGAAGAUAUUCCAGCUGAUUUGUGCACGCAUAUAUUCUAUGCGUUUGCGAGUAUUGGAAGUUUGACGUUGCAGGCAAAGCAUCCGAAUGAUUUGGGCGAAUAUCAAGGAGAAAAGCCACUCUAUCCGAGAAUAAUGAAACUAAAGGAGAAGAAUCCUGAAUUGAAAAUCGUAAUUUCAUGUGGAGGUUGGGGGAAUUCUGGUGAAUUCGAUUCGAUUUCUGCUUCGGAAUCAUCGCGAGAAACGUUUAGUAAAAACGCUCUGGCAUUUUGUCGUCAACAUGGUUUUGACGGUGUUGAUUUAGAUUGGGAAUUUCCCUCGUCAAAUCAUCGUGAAAAUUUCGGAUUAUUAGUUAAAACGAUGCAUAAAGUUUUCAAGAAAGAAGCGAAAAAAACGAAUAAAGAACGGUUGAUCAUUGGUUUAGCUGUUGGCGCUGGCAAACUUCAAGUCAAACAAGGAUAUGAUGUACCUGUGCUUUGCCAUUACGUCGACAUGGUUAAUGUCAUGACGUAUGAUUUAUAUGGUUCAUGGACGAAUAAAGUCGGACAUCAUAGUGCAUUGUUUCAUCGCCGAGGCGAAAAAGGAUUAGAAAAAGAAUUGAAUACGAACUAUUCAAUGCAUUUGUGGAUUAAGGCUGGGUGUCCGCGAGAUCGACUCUUGAUUGGAAUACCGGGUUAUGGACGAGCAUUUAUUGCAACGGGUGGCGAUCCAAUCAAAGCAUACGGACAGCCGGGUGGAGUUAGUUCUAUUUCGUCACCGUAUCUUGGUGAAAGUGGUUUGUUGGCUUUUUAUGAAAUAUGUAAAAAUGAGUUAAAAGAAGGUUUUAAACGUUACUGGGAUGAUGAUCAUCAAAUUUCGAUUAGUUACAAAGAUGGUACAUGGAUUGGUUAUGAUGAUCCUGAAAGUGUGAGGAAUAAGUGUGAAUAUGUGAAACAGGAGGGUUUGGGUGGUGCGAUGAUUUGGGCAUUAGACAUGGACGACGCAAGUGGAAAAUUUUGUCGAAAGAAUCGGAAAAAACGCUUGCGUCGUUUUCCGUUAAUCAACGCUAUGAAGGAAGUAUUUGAGACCAAUGAACAAACUACGCAGCAAAGUACAACUCCUCUUCCAACGAGCACACUAUCCAACGAAACGAUCUUAUUGAACGAAGAAUUCAAAAAUCUUCUUGAUCAAAUGUUUGAUGAAGCUUCAUCCUCAUCGAAAUUCGUUCCAACCUAUCGAAUUCUCUCGUUUCUCCUGAUUCUUCUCUCUUUGAUAUAG
Adineta ricciae is the source of this 1383-nucleotide messenger RNA. The record is from the annotation of a GenBank genome assembly. NCBI's taxonomy places the organism in Eukaryota, Metazoa, Rotifera, Eurotatoria, Adinetida, Adinetidae.